GAAAGAAGGGACGAACGAAAUACAUUUUCAUAUAUAAGGAACCAUCCGGACGAACAUCCAACCAUAGUCACUUGUGGAACAACCAAGCAGGUUCACGUAGCUCUCGCAAAUUUCAUCAAUCAAAAUGUUCGCCAAACUGUUCAUCGUUGCCCUCGCCAUCGCCGCUGUAGCUGCUCGUCCUGGAGUUCCCCUUGCCGCUACCUAUGCCGCCCCAUACGUCAGCACCUACCAUGGAGUUAGUGCCCCAGCUAUCGCCUACUCAAAUUAUGCUGCCCCAGCUGCCGUGUCCACCUACUCAUCUCCACUGGCCACUUACUCCCAUGGACUCCCCGCGGUGAGCACUUAUUCCGCCGGAGUUCCAUUGGCGUACUCUUCGCUCGGAGUGUCCCCAUAUACCACCAUCUACUGAGGCCUGAUCUCCGACCCAUUGAACUGAAAAACUGUAUUUAGAAGUUUUGCAUUAUUUUUUUGGACAAAUGUGAUUGUGUUAAAUUAAAAUAAACAAACGAAUGAAAAAUACACAGCGGAAUAACGAAA
This is a messenger RNA of Toxorhynchites rutilus septentrionalis, 537 nucleotides long. RefSeq lists its product as uncharacterized. The transcript is spliced from 2 exons. NCBI's taxonomy places the organism in Eukaryota, Metazoa, Arthropoda, Insecta, Diptera, Culicidae. Bases 125 to 409 code for a protein of 94 amino acids. The record is from RefSeq and is a predicted model, not a curated record.